AAGCGAGUGAAGGAGGACGAGGACGAGGAGGAGGAGGCCCUUGAGGACACCGCGGCGUCCGCGCACACGUCCAGCCCGCCCCGUGAGGACGCCCCCGCCGCCCACACCACGACGCCCCUGCCCACUGCCGCCCAGCCCUCGCCCGCAGAGCCUGAGGGCGACGCCGAGCUGUUGCCCAAGCAGGAGGCCUCGCCGCCAGCCCCGCCGGACCGCCAUGCAGCCGCCCACGCGUCGCCUGCCGUUCCCGCCCACGCCGCCCGCCACCCAUGCCUCGCACGCCUCCACGCGCGAGGGCGGCAGCCCCGCGCCGGAGGUGUCGGCCGUGAGGGAGGUGCCCGUCGAGCGCAAGACGGUGGCGCUGGAGGUGUCGCAGGACCUGGACGAACUGGGCAGCGCCGUCAUGACGCGCAUUUGGGAGACCAGAGACUCCUCGGGGGCGGUCAUCUCCACCCAGUGGGAGGUGUCGACGGACGCCCUCGCCCGCAACGGGAAGCACGCCAGCU
Molecule: messenger RNA, 503 nt
Organism: Penaeus monodon (black tiger shrimp)
Lineage: Eukaryota; Metazoa; Arthropoda; Malacostraca; Decapoda; Penaeidae
Product: translation initiation factor IF-2-like
Source: RefSeq, a predicted model, not a curated record